Messenger RNA from Elephantulus edwardii (Cape elephant shrew), 945 nucleotides. Its product is annotated as olfactory receptor 14J1-like. The record is from RefSeq and is a predicted model, not a curated record. Gene Ontology annotation, biological process: G protein-coupled receptor signaling pathway. The transcript has a single exon. The coding region runs from base 1 to 945 and encodes 314 amino acids. Gene Ontology annotation, cellular component: membrane. NCBI's taxonomy places the organism in Eukaryota, Metazoa, Chordata, Mammalia, Macroscelidea, Macroscelididae. Gene Ontology annotation, molecular function: olfactory receptor activity; odorant binding; G protein-coupled receptor activity.
AUGGUUAAUUUCACUACAAACACUGGAUUUCUUCUCGUGAGUUUUUCUGGAAAUCCUGAGAUAGAAAUCUUACAAGCUUCUUUGUUUUUAGUUCUGUACAUAGUAGCCUUAAUUGGAAAUAUUCUCAUUAUCACAGCAACUUCUAUAGAUCACAGUCUCAACUCACCUAUGUAUUUCUUCCUGAAACACCUUUCCUGCUUGGAUCUUUGCUAUAUUACUGUAACUGUACCAAGAUCCAUUUUCAACUCUUUAAUGCAUACUGGAACUGUUUCCCUCUGGGAGUGCAUAUUGCAGUGCUUUGCAUUCACUGCCUGUGUUUCUGUUGAGGUGGCCAUACUCACAGUGGUGUCUUAUGACCGCUAUGUGGCCAUCUGCUUUCCACUGCGCUAUGAAAUCAUCAUGAAUGUCAGCACCUGUGUUUAUGGAGUCUUAGCAGUCUGGAUCAGUGGAAUCCUUGCUGGAGUCAUGCACACAGCUGCUACUUUCUCCAUCCGCUUCUGUGGUCCCAAAAUCAUUCACCAGUUCUUCUGUGAUGUCCCUCAGCUCCUAAAACUCUCUUGUUCCAAUGACUACACUGGUGAGCUGGGGAUCAUUGCUUUCCUGGCCUUGGUAGCGUUUGUUUGCUUCAUCUUUAUUGGUUUCUCUUACACACACAUUUUCUCUUCUGUGCUGAGGAUCCCAUCUGCUAAAGGGAGAACCAAAGCUUUUUCUACCUGCUUACCCCACUUAUGUGUCGUCACAUUAUUUUUCUCAACUGCAGUUUUUGAGUUUCUAAAGCCACACUCUGAUUCUCCAACUGUACUGGACUUUUUGCUUACUGUUCUUUAUGCUGUUGUGCCCCCAACACUCAAUCCAAUGAUUUAUAGCCUAAGAAACAAAGUCAUGAAGGCAGCUCUAAGAAAAGUUUUUAAAGACAGCAAAGUUUGCCUCUUUUUUCUGAAAUAA